Hydatigera taeniaeformis is the source of this 2976-nucleotide messenger RNA. The record is from the annotation of a GenBank genome assembly. NCBI's taxonomy places the organism in Eukaryota, Metazoa, Platyhelminthes, Cestoda, Cyclophyllidea, Taeniidae.
CAAAUGCCGAAGCAUAUCGACAAAGAAGUUAAACGUGCUUUGGCUGAUAAGACCAGUGAUCUAGGCCCACUAGAUGAUGAAAGCUCUAGCGAUGAUUCCGUUUCUUUGGAAAAUUACCUUGAUGAAUAUGAUGAGAACAAAAAAUCGGUGUCUUCGGAGUUCAGACCUGAAUUGGCUAAUGUCAAGAACAAAGAUUCAGAUGAUGGUGUGAAACUAAGGCAUCGGGUCGAGGUCCCUUUGGACACCCGUACGAAGGGAUUCAAUAGGGAAUCGCGCAAACGGAAAACUCUGGACGAGUACCUUUGCAAAGGAAGUAUUGAGAGCGAACAAGAAGGCAAACAAGCAAAAGGCUCGACUAGAGUUAAAUCAACUCCCCAAACCCCGCUUGAUUCUAACUCAAUAUAUACUUCCCUCAAGACACAGGCAGAUGACAAAGCCAAAGAUUUGCCGAAACAGGUAUCUACCAAAAAAACGAUGGAAGCACGUUUCAAAGGCAUGCUUGAAGAUGAAUUUCAAAAUUCUAGAGAUUUAGCCGAACUUUUACAGGUAAAACUGAGGAUGUAUACUGGCUCUCUGUUGCAUACUUUGCAGGAAAGGGCAUCUAUACAGAAUUCAUUUGGGAAGCACUUUUGUACGGACAUUUUUGCACUUCUAAAGGAAAUAUAUGGAAUGCAAAUUGGAGUAGUGCCGCAUCUGAAGAAUAUUUGCGAUAAACAACAGCCAAAUAUCGAGGAUUUGCUUAGCAAACUGUGUGAGCGUCAAAAGCUUCUUUCAAAAUAUGCGCAGUUGGUGCUGCCUCGAUUGACCAAAUUGCAAAGUAAAUCUGCGUCGAUUUUUACUUCCAAUGCACGUGCGGUAUUCCUUAUGCAUAACCCUUGUGACAUCUCACUACAGCGCCUUAAAGAAUACGUGCAACCGGACGAUUCCAAUUAUGAGAUCAUCACUGUUGCACAGGAGGAACUGCUGGACAUAUCAAGUGAUUUGGCGCCCGUAAGGCAAGUCAAAGAACCGAUUAAAUAUUCCGUACUGGUUGAAAUGCGCAACCCACCGAAUGGAGAACGCAAAUUAAUGUCUAUCUUCCUCUUCGACAAUGUUCUUGUUUGCGCUCGCCAGAGGGUUAUUGUCCUGAGAAAGCACUUCACGCAGGACUCAGAUAGUGAAACAGCAUCAGUUUCUACAAGCGCAAAGGAUCAAUCUGAUCUGAUUAUGAAUGCAAGGACUAUUAGUCGCUACGAGGUGAAGUGGUUUAUUCCGCUUGAGCAACUGGAGUCCCUCGAUUCAAAAGGAAUAGCAUUUGAUGAGGAAAACCUACUUGAACGUCUCCAAAAGAUUGAAACUCUAAAGCGUAAAAUAGUGAAAAUUCGACAAGAAUUGCAAGAGGAGACUAGUAAGUUGGACAAAGAGUCAAAAAGGCAGAAAUUGAAAAUUCCCAAAAUUCAUAGACUUCGAUCCUACCUCUACAGUUUACAAGCAGAUUUGGUACUACAAACGCCAAAACUGCCAUUGUUCAUUAGUGCAGCUGAUGACCAAAAGUACUGCCUCCUAAUGGCCUCUGAAAAGGAACGCAUUACUUGGGAGUCUGCCAUUAUGCAUGCAAAGGCCGACUGCAAACUGCGGUCUAGACGCCAAAGCCCUGCUUCGGUGUCAAAACGCAAUUCACUACUGCGACCAUUUUCCACCACCAUUCGUGAGUCGCGGCGUGCUGCUCACGUGCGUCGGUCGAGCACGGAGUCGGAAAUAUCACCCCAGGACGAGAUACUAAAAAACGAGCUCUCCUACAUGAUAAACCAUUGUAAAACUGCUGUUCCUCUUAACAAACUGGGGAAAGUGAUCAUUUCGGGCAAUGCCCUAAGUGGAAUCCUGGAAGUAUGUGUACACGAAAUUAGUGGACUAACCGAACCGGGGCCCUACUACGUUGCAAUUGAAGUUGACUUCUAUGGCCUAUUUGAAUUGGUGGCCAAGACAAAGAGCAUAAAUGACACAACUAAUCCUCGUUGGGAUCAGACUUUUAUGUUUGAAAUUGAGACAUCGCAGACAAUUUGCUUUACUGUGUUUCGACAAUCCAUUGUUUUUGGACAAGUAGAGUUGCCGCUUGAAGAAGACCAACUUGAUCAAAAGAAGGUAUCCCACCACCUCAAUACCGACGAAAAGGUUUCAAAACCAGUGUAUCUGCAGAUAUCAAUUCUCUACAAUGAACGAAAAAAACAAAACGUGAGACCGAGAUCUAAGAAGCAGUCAGAUGUAUUUGGACAGCCUCUUGACGAAGUUUUAAAACGGGAUCAAGCCGACCGAGAGAGAUUGAAGAAACAAAUAGGCGGGAAUAAGAAUUACGAGGAGUUACGAGUUCCUGUGCUAGUUACUGCCUGUGUAGAAGAGAUUGAACGACGAGGACUUCAGGAGGAGGGCAUCUAUCGAGUCAGCGGUUCAGUCACUACUGUUGCUCGCCUUCAGGAUCUUUUUGAUCGUGAUACCAGCUUGGCUGUUAAACAAAUCGGCGACUACGACAUUCACGUGAUAAGCAGUCUUUUGAAACUCUUCUUUCGAGAACUUCCAGAGCCAUUAAUACCUACAAACAGCUUCAACGAUCUUGUUAAAGCCUCAGCACAUUCUGAUGAGAAAAAGAAGUUGGGAGAAUUCAGUCGUAUCCUACGUAAAAUGCCUCGAGUGAAUUUGGACACCCUUCAAUACCUCAUGGAUCACCUUAUUCGAGUGUGCCAAUAUGAGUCGGAAAAUAAGAUGAACAUUGGGAAUCUCUCACUAAUUUGGACAAUGACCCUGUUCCAGCCAGAGAACGUACCUACAACCCCAAAAGCCUCAUCUGCGACUGCGGAGACCCCAGACGCCAAGAAGGCACCUUCCCAGUCGUUACAGUCGGCAGCAUCGGUCGGCGUGCUGCAGACUAUGAUUUUGAGUACAAUUUUCGAUGCCUACGCUAAUGGAAAACUGGAUUUACCUACACAUAAAAGUACUUUUUAG